AUGCAUAGAAAUAAACUAGGAAUUUACUUUGUUGGGAAGAGGAAGAACCAUGGAAGGCUUAUGCGCCUAUCGCAGGGUAGGGUGUGUGCCCACGUGGGGGAAUUCACCACAGGAAGGGGGAUUGAUCCCCCAGAGUUGGGUGCCCUAACGAAGGUGCUCAUCGACCCGAUGACCUCAGCACAACGACCGAACAGCGACAAAAUAUUCUCGGCCUACACCAAAAGUUACAUCCACAAGGAGAGCGAACAGACCCUCAUUCUAUGUCUAAAGAGACUAAACGAGUUGGAAAGAAACAGGAAGGUUGCAAAGUUGUCUCAGUACAUCUAUGAACUGCAAAAUCUAUCCAAGUCGAAGGUAAUGUAUAAUGUAUUGAAACAGAUUAAGUUAGUGCACAACUUAUUUGAGAGGAUAAACACAGGGAUGGGAACCGAGUCGUUAUCCCCCUCGUUGCUGCUUUCCGUUGCCAUGAGUUAUAAGAAUCUACGUCUGAAUAAAUAUACCUACUUUAAGAACGUCCUGCGUGCAGUGUGUAGCAACAUAAGGGUGUAUAAGACGAAUAAGUUGGCUAGACUAGUAUCCCCCGAACGAAGGAAUAUCGAAUCGAGUGAUGACUACAAACACACGGUAGAGUUGAUAAGAAAAGCGAAUAAGCAACGUAGAAAUGAAAGACGAAUUAACAUGCUAAAUGUAUACACCAAUCUGCUGAAUAAUAGCACCCUGAGUUAUAUUCUAUAUGCCUACUCCACUAUGUUCUGUUCCCCUAAUGAGUACGUCCUCUACAUGAGCAAAUACAUCCUCCUAAAUUCGUCCAUGCUGAACCAUUUGGACAUGCUAUGCAUUCUACACUUCCUGAGGAAGAUCAGUGUAAAGAUUCGUAGGAGUGAUAUCGUGGUAUAUUCGAAUGGGACGGCACCGGUGCGAUGUGAAGGGGAGACCAAGUUGGGUAAAGUAGACCUUACGAACGGCGAAACACGGUUAAGCAGUACAGAUGGGAAGACCAUUCGUGGGGACCACCCCACCAUACCUGAAAGAGAAACCAAAUUCAUCGUCAACCAAACCAAUCAGCUGAAGAACCGACACGGAAACAACCCCUACGAUGAGCACAGAAACACCUACUUAAAACUACUCAGGAGUAUUAUUCACGUUAUAAAAAAGAGAAAAACUCAUUUCUGCGAAAAGCCAACUAUUUUAAUAUCCAUUCUGUACAACUUUUACAAACUGAACUUGGUUCCCAUUGAAAUAUUCUACUCCUUCCACAACCGCAUAAAGAGGGAGAUAAAAAAUGUGGAAGUGAAGUCUGUUGCCCUUUAUUUGCACAUUUUGAGUGACAUUCAGUUUGACCUCCGCUAUUACAAGUGUUUUUAUAAACAUUUGGCCUCCCUUUUUGAGGGCCGGGAGAAGCAGUUCGAUUUGCUCUCUGUGUGUUUGUCCUUCUACUCAUUAGCCAGGAAUAGGCAUUACGACGAAUCAUUUGUUAGCACCUGCCUGGAGUUGUUUCGUCGGUAUGCCCACAACCUGAACGACGUAAACAUCACGAACGUGAUCCACACCAUGGGGAAAGUAAAAAUUGCAGACGAGGAGCUGCUCCACAGGCUAUGCGACGUGGUAACAAAAAGGAUGGAAAAUAUUUCCGCGAUAAAUUUGAGCCUCAUUGUGCUUAGUCUAGCCAAGCUCAAGUAUGAGAAUAAGGAAUUCUACCAUUUGUGUAUGAACAAAGGGAAGGAGUUGCUUCCUGCCUUUACAGAAAAACAGCUUGUUGUAUUCACCUACGGGUUGGUAUUAACUCAGACGUUCAAUUAUCCCUUCAUGGAAAUGUUCUUUAGGCAGUACAUAAAAAUUAGUAAUACUAGUAAUACUAGUAAUACCAGUAAUACCAGUAAUAGUAGAAGAAGGCAGAUGCUGGGGACCAUCUGUUACUGCCUAUAUCUGGAGACACCGUGCUUUGUGGAAAACUUUCCCCUGUCUGUUAACACCUUUCUGAGAAACAAUCUCCAUUUUGUUCAGGACAAACAGGGUGGAAAAAUGCACGACGAGUUGGCUGUCAUUCUGAAGCACCUACAUGUAGACCGCUUUGAAAUGUUGAAGAGAAAAAAACCCUACGUGUUUGAUAUUUACAUUGGGGGGGCGUCUAAUGCAGGCGAACGGGAAAUAUAUAUAGACUUCCUCCUUCCCAGAAAACUUCUGCGCAAUUCGUGCAGCCUCAAUGGGUUCCAGCAAAUGAAGAAGCGCCACAUGGAAUUGCUUAACGUGGACCUCUUUCAUCUGGACGUGGACUCCUACAUGCGUCUACAAUCCAUGCAGGACAAGGUGAAUUUUGUUCGCCUCUUUCUGAAGGAGGUGUGUUCCUACAAUUUGAACCAACUUGGCGAAACGGACAAGGGGAAGAGGCAAGAAAUAAUUAACCUGCUUCGGUUCAGCGAGGCGGCUACCCAGGUGGGAAGCCCUUCACCCCCACAGAGGGACGGCCAUCCUAUCAGAAGCCGGGAUUAUCACAUCUUCCCUUCUUGCGCGAAAAUCCAAAAUGCAAAAAAAGGUUUUUACAAAAGUCACCCUGCGAGAGUGAACUAUGAAGAGCCAUUUAAAAAAAGGAAACAAAUUUUCCUCGACAUCGAUGAAGGGAAGUUGUUCAGUGGUAGUGACGUGGAUUCGUCCAAAAAUUGGAGAGACCACAUGCCAGGGCACACGCAUGACGGGUUCACGCAUUUUGAAUACGCCUCCCCGAAAAAGGAGACCUUUCUCUUUGGAAGAAAAUGUCACGGGUUAAACAAAUACGAGUACGUUGAUGAGCGCAGUGGGAAAAUUGUUAUCACGAGGGGGUACGGCGUUGGAAGGUAG
Molecule: messenger RNA, 2835 nt
Organism: Plasmodium coatneyi
Lineage: Eukaryota; Apicomplexa; Aconoidasida; Haemosporida; Plasmodiidae
Exons: 1
Coding region: 1-2835 (944 amino acids)
Source: RefSeq, a predicted model, not a curated record